This is a messenger RNA of Eublepharis macularius, 942 nucleotides long. RefSeq names its product olfactory receptor 51E1-like. The record is from RefSeq and is a predicted model, not a curated record. Gene Ontology annotation, molecular function: olfactory receptor activity; G protein-coupled receptor activity. The transcript has a single exon. The coding region runs from base 1 to 942 and encodes 313 amino acids. NCBI's taxonomy places the organism in Eukaryota, Metazoa, Chordata, Lepidosauria, Squamata, Eublepharidae. Gene Ontology annotation, biological process: G protein-coupled receptor signaling pathway. Gene Ontology annotation, cellular component: membrane.
AUGACAUAUUUCCAGCAGGGCAACUUCACUGCUACCGUGUUCAUCUUGGUCGGCUUCCCUGGUAUGGACGCGGCUCAAUUCUGGCUGGCUUUCCCCCUAUGCUUCCUGUUCCUGGUGGCCAUCCUCGGCAACUGCACUAUUAUUUAUAUCAUUAAGGUAGAACGGAGCCUCCACGAGCCCAUGUACCUUUUCCUCUGCAUGUUGGCAGCCAUUGAUAUGCUAAUAUCCCUCUCCACCAUGCCCAAAAUGAUGGCCAUAUUCUGGUUCAAAUCCACCAGCAUUGCCUUUGAUGCUUGCUUGGUCCAGAUGUUCUGCAUCCACAGCCUAUCGGGCAUGGAAUCGACCAUUCUGUUGGCGAUGGCUUUCGACCGCUACAUCGCCAUAUGCUACCCACUGAGUCACACAUCCAUCCUCACCAUGCCCAGGAUAGCUAAGAUAGGCCUGAUGGCAGUCAUCCGCGGGGCAGCCUUGAUGGCCCCCUUGCCGAUUUUCAUUAAGAGGUUGCCUUUUUGCCGAUCUAACAUCCUCUCCCAUUCUUACUGCCUUCACCAGGAUGUCAUGAAGUUCGCCUGUGCCGACAUAAAAGUCAACAUCAUCUAUGGACUGAUAGUCAUCAUUUUUGCCAUUGGGGUGGAUUCGCUGCUCAUUUCCUUGUCUUAUGUCUUCAUCCUUAAGGCGGCCUUGAGUUUGACCCAAGAGGCACGUCUCAAGGCCCUCGGGACAUGCAUUUCACACAUCUGUGCGGUCUUUCUCUUCUACGUGCCCUUCAUUGGCUUGUCCAUGGUGCACCGGUUCAGUAAGACUCACGGCUCCAACAUCCAUAUUAUAAUGGCCAACGUGCACCUGCUGGUGCCGCCAGUGCUGAACCCCCUCGUGUACGGAGUGAAGACCAAACAGAUCCGCCACAGAAUAGCAAGGGCUUUCAAUAGGAUGAUGCACUGA